AUGUCUCCCAAUAUCAAAACAAUUCAGUCCAACCUAGUCCCUAAUGAGCCAAAGAUCCCUGUCAAAGGCUCAUUUAGUUGGGAGCAGGUAUACUAUUAUGUUUCAACCAAUCAAAUAAAACAAAUCCAUCGAAGCAAGGCGGUUCAGGCUGAAUACGAUAAUUGGAUCAAGGACACAUUAAGCAGAUACGGUACAAUUGAGAACUACCUUUUGUCUACAAAAUUGCAUUUUCCAUCUGAUGAACCUGCCGAUCAUCCGGCUACUAUUAUUCUACCCAAUGAUUUCCCUUAUGAUGUUCAAGAAGGAAUAUCCCACAUUCUUAUCUGGUCUCGGUUACCGCUCACAAGAUCACAAAUCCAGCAAAUCCUCGAAGAGAAAUAUGGCCAAGAGUCCUGGGAGUGGGUCUUUUGGGUUAAUCCUCCAGAAAUUCAAAGUGUUCGGAAGUUGCCACACGUACAUGUCUUCCUACGUUGUCGCUUCAACUCAUAA
Molecule: messenger RNA, 489 nt
Organism: Phycomyces blakesleeanus NRRL 1555(-)
Lineage: Eukaryota; Fungi; Mucoromycota; Mucoromycetes; Mucorales; Phycomycetaceae
Exons: 2
Coding region: 1-489 (162 amino acids)
Biological process (GO): N-acetylglucosamine metabolic process
Cellular component (GO): cytoplasm
Source: RefSeq, a predicted model, not a curated record